Messenger RNA from Leopardus geoffroyi (Geoffroy's cat), 3202 nucleotides. It is a transcript of the gene DNER, whose product is annotated as delta/notch like EGF repeat containing. The coding region runs from base 151 to 2325 and encodes 724 amino acids. NCBI's taxonomy places the organism in Eukaryota, Metazoa, Chordata, Mammalia, Carnivora, Felidae. Gene Ontology annotation, biological process: establishment or maintenance of epithelial cell apical/basal polarity; heterophilic cell-cell adhesion. Gene Ontology annotation, molecular function: calcium ion binding. The record is from RefSeq and is a predicted model, not a curated record. The transcript has 13 exons. Gene Ontology annotation, cellular component: protein-containing complex; plasma membrane.
UGCAGGAGGCGCCCGGCCCAGCGGAGCAGCCCUCGCCGGAACCGCCGUCGCUCCAGCCGCCGCCGUCGCUCCAGCCGCCGCCGCUGCCGCCGCCGCCGCCGCCGCCGCGCCCCAGCUCCGGCUCCCGCUCCCGCGCCCACUCGGUCGGCCAUGCCGCCCCGCCGCGCCUCGGCGCCCGGUGCGCAGCUGCUGCCCGCGUCGGCCCUGCUGCUCCUGCUGCUCGGCGCGGGGCCCCGCGGCGGCUGCCUGGCCACCCCGGUUCCCUCCGCGCCCCUGCCCGCGCUGGGGCCGUGCGCCGCGCAGCCCUGCCGGAACGGGGGCGUGUGCACCCCGGGCCCCGCGGGCGAGCCCGGCUACAGCUGCACCUGCCCCGCCGGGGUCUCCGGGGCCAACUGCCAGCUUGUUGCGGAUUCCUGUGCCAGCAGCCCUUGUCACCAUGGCAACUGCAGCAGCAGCAGCGAUGGCUACCUCUGCAUUUGCAAUGAAGGCUAUGAAGGUCCCAACUGUGAACAGGCGCUUCCCAGCCUCCCCGCCUCUGGCUGGACCGAGUCCAUGGUCCCCAGGCAGCUUCAGCCUGUCCCCACCACCCAGGAGCCUGACAUCAUCCUGCCCCGCUCUCAGGCGACCGUGACUCUGCCCACCUGGCAGCCCAAAACAGGGCAGAAAGUUGUAGAAAUGAAAUGGGAUCAAGUGGAGGUGGUCCCAGAUAUUGCCUGUGGGAAUGCCAGUUCUAACAGCUCUGCCGGUGGCCGCCUGGUAACCUUUGAGGUGCCACAGAACACAUCGGUCAAAAUUCGGCAAGAUGCUGCGGCCUCGCUGAUUCUGCUGUGGAAGGUCACGGCCACGGGAUUUCAGCAGUGCUCCCUCAUAGACGGACGGAGUGUGACUCUUCUCCAGGCGCCUGGGGGUCUGGUCCUCUUGGAAGAGAUGCUCGCCUUAGGGCACAAUCACUUCAUCGGUUUUGUGAAUGAUUCCAUUACUAAAUCCAUUGUGGCUUUGCGCUUAACUCUGGUGGUGAAGGCCAGCACCUGCGUGCCGGGGGAGAGCCAUGCAAAUAACUUGGAGUGUUCAGGAAAAGGAAAGUGCAGCACGAAGCCGUCAGAGGCAACUUUUUCCUGUAGCUGUGAUGAUCAGUAUGUGGGCACUUUCUGUGAAGAAUUUGAUGCUUGCCAGAGGGAGCCUUGCCAGAACAACGCCAGCUGCAUAGAUGCAAAUGAAAAACAAGACGGGAGCAAUUUCACCUGCGUCUGCCUUGCUGGUUAUACUGGAGAGCUGUGCCAAUCCAAGAUUGAUUACUGUAUCCUAGACCCAUGCAGAAAUGCAGCAACAUGCAUUUCUAGUCUCAGUGGAUUCACCUGCCAGUGUCCAGAAGGGUACUUCGGAUCGGCCUGCGAAGAAAAGCUGGACCCGUGCGCCUCGUCACCGUGUCAGAACAACGGCACCUGCCACGCGGACGGCGUGCACUUCACCUGCAGUUGCAGCGCGGGCUUCACGGGGCCCACGUGCGCCCAGCUGGUGGACUUCUGUGCUCUCAGCCCCUGCGCGCACGGCACCUGCCGCAGCGUGGGCACCAGCUACAAAUGCCUCUGUGACCCAGGUUACCACGGCCUCUACUGCGAGGAGGAAUACAACGAGUGUCUGUCUGCUCCGUGCCUGAACGCAGCCACCUGCAGGGACCUCGUUAAUGGCUACGAGUGCGUGUGUCUGGCCGAGUACAAAGGAAUCCACUGCGAGUCUUACAAGGACCCCUGUGCUAAUGUCAGCUGUCUGAACGGAGGCACCUGUGACAGUGAGGGCCUGAAUGGUACAUGUGUCUGCGCACCAGGGUUUACAGGUGAAGAGUGUGACAUCGACAUAAAUGAAUGUGACAGUAACCCCUGCCACCAUGCUGGCACUUGCCUGGACCAGCCCAACGGUUAUACCUGCCACUGCCCACACGGCUGGGUGGGUGCAAACUGCGAGAUCCACCUGCAGUGGAAGUCCGGUCACAUGGCGGAGAGCCUCACCAACAUGCCCCGGCACUCCCUCUACAUCAUCAUCGGGGCCCUCUGCGUCGCCUUCAUCCUGAUGCUCAUCAUCCUCAUCGUGGGCAUUUGCCGCAUCAGCCGCAUCGAGUACCAGGGCUCUUCCCGGCCAGCCUACGAGGAGUUCUAUAACUGCCGCAGCAUCGACAGCGAGUUCAGCAAUGCCAUCGCCUCCAUCCGGCACGCCAGGUUUGGAAAGAAAUCCCGGCCUGCGAUGUAUGAUGUGACCCCCAUCGCCUAUGAGGAUUACAGCCCCGAUGACAAGCCCCUGGUCACACUGAUUAAAACAAAAGAUUUGUAAUCUCUUUUGGGGGGGAAUUAUUUUUCAAAAAAGAUGGGCUACCACCCUCAUUUAAAUAUUUUUAAGAAAAUAAAAAGCUUAAAUUUGAAAUGGUAGCUGCUCAAGAGUUUUCGGUAGACUAUCGAAGAACUAAUUUUCUGCAGCUUUUAGUUUGGAAAAAAUAUUUUAAAAACGAAAUUUGUGAAACCCAUAGACUACGUUUUAAUGUACUUUCCGCUCUUUAAACUGUAUGCUUCGACUAGUGCGUGCUUCUCCCACGGGGGACACCGUCAUGAAACCCAGAUGGUGUUUCAUGAAGUUUCUAUGUGACUUGUGAGUGCCAGCUUUCUGAGUAGUUAGGAAACACAUGUAGAGUAUGACCCAUAUAACAGUAUAGCCGUCACCUAAAAAGAAGUCUGAAAUGUUUGUUUCGUGAAAAAGAAACUAGUUACAUUUAUUAUUCCUAACCCGAAUGAAAUUAGCCUUUGCCUUAUUCUGUGCAUGGGUAAGUAAAUUAUUUCUGCACCGUUUUGUUGAACCUUGCAGAAAUGUUCCUUUGAGUUUGUUUUUGUCACUUUCGUAACGGUGGCCGAGCUAGGCCUUGAAAACCAUGCAUAGGGAAAGGGCCUGGUGAGGCAAAUUAUGAUCGCAUCGAAUCUAUAUUUUCUUUAAAAAGUCAAGGUUUUUAUAUCGUGAGUAAAUUAAAUUUACGUUGGAGUUGUUUGUUGCUAAGAGGUAGUCAAUAUAAGAGAGUACUAGUUCCUUCGUAGUGUGUAUUCCUCAUAAUGCAUCUUUAUUUACAUCCAGGACAUGUCCGUGGCUGUAUUGGAUUGAUAUGUGCUUCUUCUGAUUCUUGCUAAUUUCAAAGAAUAUUGAAUAAAUGUUACCAAGUCCAGGA